UUCUAGUUGAAUACCUUAUAAUUACAAUCAUGAGUUGUAGACAAGAUAGUGAUGUAGGCAUUACAAGUUAUUUGAAUCCACAUGAAGGAUUUGGUGGAAUCGUUAAAAUGAGAUUUCAAGAUUUUUUGGUAAAUGAAAUAGAUGAAAAUGAUCAAGUUGUUCAUCUCACGGAUGUCACCUGCAAUUUACCAAAAAAUGAAGUUAAAGUAGAACCAGAAAAUACAAACAAAGAAGAAAUUGUUGAUAUAUUAUCAGAUGAAGGCAAAGAGAAGCUUCUUUCUCUGGUAGAUAACAAAGAAAUUGAACAUGUGUUUCUUAAAGGCGGUGCCUCGAAAGAUGAACGAGCUAAAAUUCAUCAAGCUAUUCGUUACCUCCAUCCUCAACUUGAAAGCCGUACUGUUGAUGAUUCUGACAAAAACGAAAAAGUAAUCAAAGUGACAAGAGCGACCGAAAAUAGCAGAGGUCAAAAUAAAAAGAGACUUUAUCCUCGAAAGCAACUCUGUAAGUUUGUAUUAUUCAAACGAAACAUUGGAACUAUGUCUGCUAUAAGUCAAAUGGCUAAAUGUCUUCAUUUGCACAAGGCAAAUGGUUUUCAGUAUGCUGGCACUAAGGAUAAAAGAGCUGUCACAGCACAACUUGUCACUGCCCCAGUUGCACCUGAAAGGCUACGUGGAUUGAAUAAACUAAAAACAAACAUCAAAGUUGGAAAUUUUUCGUACUGUUCAAAGCCUUUGCAAUUAGGAUCAUUAAGAGGAAACCACUUUACUAUUGUUAUAAGAAACAUCACUGGAUCUGAAAAAGAUAUUGCAACCGCAUUUGAGUCAUUCACAACAAAUGGUUUUAUAAAUUAUUUUGGGUUGCAGAGGUUUGGCACGACAUCCGUCCCAACUCAUGUGGUCGGAAUCGCAAUACUUAAAAGCAAAUGGCAAGAAGUUGUCAAUUUAUUACUGCAGCCGAGAGAUGAUGAAACUGAUAUAAAUCUUAAUAGAGCACUCAAGGAAUAUUUAGAGUCUGGUGAUGUAGAUGCUGCUUUGAAAUGCCUGAAGUAUAAAAGCUCAAUUGAAGGUAUUUUACUCCAAGGGCUUAAAAGAUUCGGGAAAACGCAACUUCUACAAGCGAUUACUACGAUACCCCGAAACAUGAGAAAAAUGUAUGUUCAUGCUUAUCAAAGUUAUAUAUGGAAUCAAGUUGCCAGUAAACGUGUUAAGGAGCUUGGAUUUAAACCAUUAGCAGGAGAUAUUGUUCUUGCCGAUGUGUAUGAAAACAGAAUUUCUUCUAACGGCGAUAAAGAUGAGCCUCCAGUAAAGAAACUUCGUUCUGAAAGAGUCUCUGUAGAGGAUGACGUAAAUUCAAUAAAAUGCUCAUCGGAAGAUAUAAAAUUUCUCACAGAAAAAGACUUGGAACUUUUCAAAAUUGAAGAUGUUUUAUUGCCCCUCCCAGGACAUGAUGUUAAGUACCCUGAAAAUGUUGUCAAAAACUGGUAUCAAGAGAUCAUGCUCAAGGAUGAUAUCAAUAUAGAUAUACACAUGGUGCAUAAAGUGAAAGAUUAUUCUUUACCUGGUGCAUACAGAAAUAUAGUUACCCUGCCAUCGCGUGUAGAAUAUGACACUAUUCGUUAUGAUGACUACACGGUGCCCCUGCUGCAAACUGACCUUGAAAAAUUGAAUGAUAUUGAAGAGACUACAAAUGUGCCAGAUGGGAAAUUCCUAGCAAUGAGAUUACAAUUCAGCCUUCCUUCAUCAUGCUAUGCUACUGUUGCGUUACGAGAACUCAUGAAAACGGAUCUCUCUUUAUCUGCCCAAAAAAAACUUAACGAUGAUCAUGGAAGUGUUGAAGUGGAAACUAAGAACGACUGAUUGUCACAUGGUGGCCUGUAAUUGAGUUCUGUCAUUUUUCUAAGUUGCGAAUAAUGGUUUUGAGCUACC
Messenger RNA from Styela clava, 1925 nucleotides. Its product is annotated as pseudouridylate synthase 7 homolog. The record is from RefSeq and is a predicted model, not a curated record. Lineage: Eukaryota; Metazoa; Chordata; Ascidiacea; Stolidobranchia; Styelidae. Gene Ontology annotation, cellular component: nucleus. Gene Ontology annotation, molecular function: RNA binding; pseudouridine synthase activity. Gene Ontology annotation, biological process: pseudouridine synthesis.